AUGAAUGUCAAGAGGUUCAGAAACUAUGAGAAAACUCUUUGCAUUGCUGUAUAUCAAGAAGAUCCAGACUACUUAUGGAAAUGUUUGCAAUCUGUGAAAAGGCCAACCUACCCUGGAAUUAAAGUUGUCAUGGUCAUAGAAGGAAAUUCAGAAGAUGAUCUUUACAUGAUGGACAUCUUCAGUGCAGUCAUGGGCAGGGACACAUCAGCCACUUAGAUCUGGAAGAACAACUUCCACAUGAAGGGUCCUGGUGAGACAGAUGAGUCACAUAAAGAAAGCUCACAACAUGUCACCCAGUUGGUCUUGUCCAACAGGAGUAUUUGCAUCAUGCAAAAAUGGGGUGGAAAAAGAGAAGUCAUGUCCACGGCUUUCAGAGCACUGGGACCAAGUGUGGAUUAUGCACAGGUUGGUGAUUCAGACACCACGCUCGACCCUGCCUCAUCAGUGGAGAUAGUAAAAGUUUUAGAAGAUCCCAUGGUUGGAGGUGUCAGGGGAGAUGUCCAGAUUUUAAACAAGUGUGAUUCCUAGAUCUCCUUCCUCAGCAGAGUGAGAUACUGGAUGGCUUUUAACAUAGAAAGGGCCUGUCAGUCUUACUUUGGAUGUGUCCAGUGCAUCAGUGGACCUCUGGGAAUGUACAGAAACUCCUUACUGCAUGAAUUUGUGGAAAACUGGUACAAUCAAAAAUUUAUGGGCAGGGGACUUCCCUGCCAUUGUAGUUUUGGAGAUGACAGGCAUCUAACAAACCGAGUGCUGAGCCUGGGCUAUGCAAGAAAAUACACAGCUCGAUCCAAAUGCCUUACUGAAACACCUAAGGGAUAUCUCAGAUGGUUAAACCAGCAGACCUGUUGGAGCAAGUCCUGCGUCCGAGAGUGGCUGUACAAUGCAAUGUGGUUUCAUAAACAUCACUUGCGGAUGACCUAUGAAGCAGUCAUCACUGGGUUCUUCCCUUUCUUUCUCAUUGCCACAGUAAUCCAGCUCUUCUACAGUGGUAAAAUUUGGAACAUCCUCCUUUUCUGGUUAACUGUCCAGUUAGUGGGUCUCAUAAAAUCAUCUUCUGCCAGCUGCCUUAGAGGAAAUAUCAUCAUGGUCUUCAUGUCCCUCUACUCAAUGUUAUACAUGUCAAGUUUACUUCCCGCCAAGAUGUUCCCAGUUGCAACAAUAAGCAAAGCUGGGUGGGGCACAUCUGGAAGGAAAUCCAUUGUUAAUUUCACAGGACUCAUUCCAGUAUCAGUUUGGUAUACAGUCCUCCUGGGUGGUGUGAUUUUCACCAUUUAUAAGGAAUCUAAAAAGCCAUUCUCAGAAUCCAAACAGACAGUUUUAAUUGUUGGAACAUUGCUCUAUGCAUGCUAUUGGGUCAUGUUUUCGACACUGUAUGUGGUUCUCAUCAAAAACUGUGGCAGGCGGAAGAAGGGACAACAGUAUGACACGGUGCUUGAUGUACGAUCUUACAUUUGA
Molecule: messenger RNA, 1455 nt
Organism: Lagenorhynchus albirostris (white-beaked dolphin)
Lineage: Eukaryota; Metazoa; Chordata; Mammalia; Artiodactyla; Delphinidae
Product: hyaluronan synthase 2-like
Exons: 3
Biological process (GO): hyaluronan biosynthetic process; extracellular matrix assembly
Molecular function (GO): hyaluronan synthase activity
Source: RefSeq, a predicted model, not a curated record